Molecule: messenger RNA, 778 nt
Organism: Rhododendron vialii
Lineage: Eukaryota; Viridiplantae; Streptophyta; Magnoliopsida; Ericales; Ericaceae
Exons: 3
Coding region: 102-524 (140 amino acids)
Source: RefSeq, a predicted model, not a curated record
AGGGAUUGAGGUGGGGGUGUCCACAUGCAUACUAAUGCCUGUAUUUUGAUGUAACACCCAAAUACAGUGCAGUUGACUUAACAUUAUGUGGCUAAUAGGUAAUGCAUGCCCCAUCAUCAUUGUAUAGGAAUUGGGUGGGUUGCACUAUGACUAUAGCUCUAAUGGCACUUUCCCUACCACUGAGAGUAGGCAUAAAAGCAACCCUUUUCCCCUCCUCUUCCAACCAUGAACCACAGCUCAUAUUUUCUACUUGCAACAUUUCCUCAACAAGGUCAGCUAUGGCUCUAAGGAUCAAGACCCCCCUUCUACUUCUCCUCUUUCUACUUAUUUCCUCACUAUCUUCAGGCAAAGCUGAUGGCUUCAACAACAACGCGAACCCCAUUUACUCCCUUCACAAGGGAGCCGUCCGAAUGAAUUUGAGGAAGCUUCUGGUGUUCGAUACAGUGUUGGAUUAUGAUUAUACGGGAGCUAACCCCAAGCAUGAUCGGAAGGGAAAACCUGGCAGUGGAGGGAAGAACCCCUAAAUUCUGUGGAGUGUCCUGCCUCUGUGUCCUUAUCUAAAUAAUAAAAACUAUCCCAGAGAGAUUUUGAUCAUGAGGAUACUAAGUAGUUACUAUAUCUAGCACUCCAGUAUCGAGUUUUUUAAUAAGCACCCUCUUUUGGGCACAGAGAGCACAUACAGGGUAAUUCACAGGAUAGUGUUUCAGAUACUCUAUUGUGUACUACUGGAUAUGGUCAUUGCUACUGUUUAUCUUAUAAUAAAUAACAUUCAAAUGAA